AUGAUUUUUCUGGAAGAAGCAGAACUACAACAAUAUUCUGAAUUGUUUAGAGAUGUAUUAAAAAUUUCAAAAGUGUCACAGUUGAAGUUUGUAGUGACUGAAGAUUUAGAUCAAAUUGGCCUGUCUAAACCGGAACAAAGGCGUUACAAGAAGAUAUUUUCGAAGUAUUUCCCAAACCCAUAUAUUUACAAGUUGAGGAAGUUAUUGAGCUCACACAAGAAACAUGAACCCUAUUCGCAAGGACACACAUCCAUUCCAAUGGAUUUUCAAACCUUUGGUGUGGUGCAACAAGGCACAUGGAGUACAGGGAACCAAAGACUGCAAGUUGCUAUUAAAUGCUUGGGCCAGGAGCGCAUGACGUCAAAUUCGGCCGAAUUCUUAAAGGAAGCGGCUGUAAUGCACAGUAUUGAACACCCAAAUAUCGUACGCUUAUAUGGAGUUGUGUUGCAUUCUGAUUCACUGAUGCUGGUAACGGAGCUGGCUCCACUCCGGUCGCUUCUAGAAGCCUCCGUGAAGUGUCGCUUCGGUCCAACUUUCUCGUACCUAGCCUCUGCGAAAUUCGCGGAGCAAAAAUGUAACGGAAUGAAUUACUUAGAAAACAAAAGACUGAAACCCUAG
Arctia plantaginis is the source of this 618-nucleotide messenger RNA. The record is from the annotation of a GenBank genome assembly. NCBI's taxonomy places the organism in Eukaryota, Metazoa, Arthropoda, Insecta, Lepidoptera, Erebidae.